ACACACACAUAAAACACAGACUAUGUGUCUGUCCCCCUCUCCCUCUCUCGUUACCAAACACCGGUGACCGGAGCCGGAGGUGAUGACCGAGCUCCGGCGCCUCUCAUCUUCUCCGACGAUACACACGAACCCCCUCCCCUCGUUCCUCUUUCCGGUGGUGGUUAGCGUCACACAACCCCCUCUCGAUUAUCAAACAGACAACAACUUCACAGCCCCUCCCCCCCUUUUUCGAUUUACAUAACGGAGCACCACCACCACCGUACGGUGGUGGUGCGGCGACUACAAACAAAGAGGAGAGAGAGAGACAGCGGAGAGAGAGAACCGGUGGCGCGUGGCGGCACAUGGCGGCGUGGUUUCAUGGUGGAGAUAGAGAGACGGAGAGGAGAGUUAGAGAGAAAGAAAGACUGUUCAAGAGAGAGAGAUCGGAGACUCCGGUUUUGUUUCCGGUCAUGGUUCCAGCUUUUAGGAUUCAAGAUGUGGUUUUGACUAUUCUGGCUCAGUCAACAUUAGUCAACAGCGGCGGUUCGGGUUUUUGGUUCGCGUCAACUCGGUUAAACCGAGUUAACUCGGUCGGGUUCUGGGUCAAACACAGUCAACGGAACUCGGUUCGGGUUCUUCGGGGCCAAUGGUUCAACUCAGCUUUCGGGUCAACUCAACUCGGUCAACCCGAGUUGACUCGGUCAACUCAGCCGGUCAACUCAGUUGACCUGGUCAACUCAGUUGACCUGGUCAACUUAGUCAACUGAGUUAGCGUUUCGACAUGAGGAUUUGGUAAACGGCACGUUUUAUUACGUUAUGUUUUUUAUAUAAUUUUAAUAUUACGUGAUAACGAGCUCGAACCGACAUGAUUAUAGUUUACCUAUUAUGAGAUAUUUGGCAAAUCUGAUA
Molecule: messenger RNA, 888 nt
Organism: Helianthus annuus (common sunflower)
Lineage: Eukaryota; Viridiplantae; Streptophyta; Magnoliopsida; Asterales; Asteraceae
Exons: 2
Coding region: 342-746 (134 amino acids)
Source: RefSeq, a predicted model, not a curated record